UGCAGGCUGAAACGUAAAUUCCAGGUCAUAUGGUAUAGACAAGCCAACUACGCCGCAGUACUAUAGUCCGCUCAAUCUUCCCAGUGCUCCGCAUCACGCCCCGAACUCAACACUCAUCCAUCAAAGCCAUGGUCGUAUUCACCUUCGUAUCCGAAUCAUCGCACGCGGGCCAUAUCGAGCUUGUCCCCGAGGACAGCCGCUACAGCACUUACGCCAUGGACCGCAGGACCGGCUGGACCCACGAAAGGGACGACAUCAGCAUCAGCAAGAUUGUGGACGGCACGAGCCGCCCGCUGGGAAUAGCAAGUGUCAAAUCGCGAACCGUCACUUGCAACGAGCACACGAUAGUGAUGCGCAGAAGCCACGCAUGGUCCCUCUCGGACGUAUUCAUGGCCUCCAAUGGGUUGCAACUCAAGUGGAAAGUCAGAUACACUCUGGGCGCCGAGCUCAGAGUGGUUAAUGAUGAUGCCCAUUCUGAUCCGAGUCGAACCGUCGCCGUGUACAAGUCACAGCUGGUCUGGCGACCUAAGGCACCUCCAACGCUGGUGGUGCAUGAAGAAGGAUUGCCGGUGCUGGACGAAGUAAUCGCGACGGCCGUAUACAUAGCACGGAGGCUAGUCAUGUUGAAUGAGGGGAACGAGGAGUACUGACAAAGACCAUCUCCGUCUGAAGCUGACAGAAUGACGACCGUGGCCUUACAGCGACGAAUCUCAUUCAAGCUCGAUCCCCGACAACGGGCGCUAUGAGAGCCAACUCUUCCAUGACUUGAAAUUCGACUGAAUGAUAUCUGGCUUGUAGAAAGCCAGGUAGGAUCGUUACGUUUACGGCGUCUGAGAUCGGAGGUGCAAGUCAGGUCCUCGCCCAUUGUUAUCCGAGAUGGUCGCUUUAGCAAGAGCCUCGCCACCUUUCUAUUAGUGGAGACACACUAGUUCAACCUGAGUCAAAAACGUGAUGUUGUAAG
This is a messenger RNA of Gloeophyllum trabeum ATCC 11539, 961 nucleotides long. RefSeq lists its product as uncharacterized. The coding region runs from base 129 to 650 and encodes 173 amino acids. The transcript is spliced from 5 exons. The record is from RefSeq and is a predicted model, not a curated record. NCBI's taxonomy places the organism in Eukaryota, Fungi, Basidiomycota, Agaricomycetes, Gloeophyllales, Gloeophyllaceae.